Exophiala dermatitidis NIH/UT8656 is the source of this 1788-nucleotide messenger RNA. RefSeq lists its product as uncharacterized. The record is from RefSeq and is a predicted model, not a curated record. The coding region runs from base 1 to 1788 and encodes 595 amino acids. Lineage: Eukaryota; Fungi; Ascomycota; Eurotiomycetes; Chaetothyriales; Herpotrichiellaceae. The transcript is spliced from 4 exons.
AUGUCCCGUUCAAGAUAUACCCUAGCAGCUGUGCUGCUUCAGCUCGCCGUGCUGGCAGCGGCCCAUGGCGGCGAUGAACACAGUAGUAUGGACAUGGCCGAACCUCAGGAGAAGAAGCCCAUGGACGAUAAUGAUUUGUACAAUCUACCCAGCUAUGCUGGGUUGGGCCAGCACGGGAACAUGAUCCUGGCACAUAUCAUUCUUAUGGUGGUCGCUUGGUUCUUUGUCUUGCCAGUCGGCGUCGUUUUCAGCGUUGCUCGGUCGAGAUAUGCGCUUCCAGUUCAAUUCCUGUUCCUCGUACUCAAUGGCCUCGGUGUCCUGUUCGGAACGGUGUACAAUAUCAAUACUCCAGAUCUGUACGAGAACAAUGCUCACCACAAAAUUGGCUGGAUUGCGACGUGGAUCGUCACUGCUCAGGUCAUCAUGAGCCUCUUGUUCACUUACUCUGGAAGAGGUAAAAUCACAGAGGCACCGGUCACGGCAGGGGAGCGAGCAGCUUUCCUGCCUCUGUCGGUGGAUAACAUGGCUCACCACGACACCUACCCUUACACGGACCACCGCUGGUCCGGAGACAGCGGUCAAGGAACCGAGCAGUCAUCGACUCUUCACAGCGGUAAUGGUUCUCCUCUGGACCCCCAUCAACGUAAUCCUUUCGACGACUACCAAAAGCCAGAACCGCAGCCGGAUCCAGAAGACGAGGACGAUGAGCCGGCGGUGCCCAGACGGGCUUGGAGCCCUCGCUGGUGGCGGAUCAAAGCUCUCGACAAGUAUCUGUCCACGCGGGUGCCCAAUCUGAUGUCGGCCAAGUUUCUGCGGGUCUUUGAAGUGGCGUACGAGGUCAUUGACAGGACGAUUCUGGUUCUCGGUUUCAUCGCAUUGGUGACGGGAGGGGUUACAUAUGCCGGCAUCUUCCGCGGCAACAACAUCUUCAAUGGACUUGCCCACUUUAUCAAAGGAGGAAUCUUCUUCUGGUACGGAUUGCUGACACUGGGACGUUGGAUGGGGUGCUUCGCCGAUCUGGGGUGGGCUUGGAACGUCAAGCCGACCCGCAGCGAGGUGGGCCAAUGGAAAGCCGCCGUGCCCUCCGCCGAGUUCGUCGAAUCCUUUGUCAUCUUCCUUUACGGCAGCAGCAAUGUCUUCCUCGAGCAUCUCGCCGCUUGGGGUGGUGCUUGGACUGCGCAGGAUCUGGAACAUGUCUCCAUUUCCGUCAUGUUCUUCGGAGGUGGCUUGUGCGGUAUGCUUGUUGAAUCCAAGUGCAUCCGAAGAUGUCUCAAUGCUGUUGUCGAUACCAUGCCAGCGCGCACAGAGGUCCAUCCUAGCGAUGCACUCGCAUUGCGCGCCCCUCCCAAACAAUACGGGACAUCUCUCAACCCAAUGCCGGCCUUGAUCAUCCUUCUUCUGGGGGUCAUGAUGUCCUCUCAUCACCAGGAUUCGAUGGUGUCCACGAUGGUUCACAAACAAUGGGGCACCAUGUUGGUCGGCUUCGCUGUGGCCAGAUUCUGCACAUACAUUCUCAACUACAUCACGCCUCCCGCCUCAGUUUAUCCCUCUCGUCCACCGACAGAAUUAGUGUCGGCUUUUUGUCUCAUCUCUGGCGGGCUCAUUUUCAUGGCCAGCACCAGGGAUGUGAUUCAUUACAUGGAAAGUGCCGAUUUGAUGGCCAUGUUUGUUUUCACCGUCACCAUGGGCUUCACAGCCUUCAUCAUGUCCUACGAGGUCAUUGUGCUCUCCCUCAAGGGCUGGGCCACCCGGAAGGAACUCAAAUCCGCUCACAUUCCGGUCGCAUAA